Molecule: messenger RNA, 3159 nt
Organism: Oncorhynchus gorbuscha (pink salmon)
Lineage: Eukaryota; Metazoa; Chordata; Actinopteri; Salmoniformes; Salmonidae
Product: zinc finger protein 704-like
Exons: 9
Coding region: 1109-2779 (556 amino acids)
Biological process (GO): regulation of transcription by RNA polymerase II
Cellular component (GO): nucleus
Molecular function (GO): DNA-binding transcription factor activity; RNA polymerase II cis-regulatory region sequence-specific DNA binding
Source: RefSeq, a predicted model, not a curated record
UCUGCGCUGCUCGGUCAUGUUGUCAACAAGGCAGCAUGGUGCCUCAUUCAGGAACAUACAUAUCUUUUCCAUACGAAUUAUGUUAACAUUUUUGUUAACAUAGUUUUCAUCGGGAAGGCUUAUAAAGCGUUUUUAGCAAGAGCAAUACUUUUUUCAUGGUAAAACAGAUUCCUACUAAUUACUCCACGUGCUUAAUCAAGCCUGGGCUACGUCAGCUUUGUUUUGAGCGACUUUUAUGUGGGUUUUGAAGGGGCAUCUGGAUCACGCGCAGGAGAUAGCCCGGUUCCAAAACGAAUGCAAUCACUUUUCACCCGGUUUAAACUCAUUCACUGGGGUAACCCGGGCCAGAUAAUCGAAUCUCUUCACUGACAGAAAAAUGUGCGAAGCCCAGUGGAGGCGUGUGCUGGGUCGACCAAUGGGAGCUCGAGUCAACCGCGAGACCGCACAUGUUAACAGGCAGCAAUCCGCCGGUAGAGGCGCUGGCUCUUGGCAGUCGGCUACGGACUGGAGUUUCUAGAAUAUGGAUCCGGAGUUACUGUGCGCGGCUAUUUCAGCAAAUUUCACCCUGUCAGACGGCAAACCGGUGUAAAAUAUGUGUGUGAAACUUAAAUAAUUUGUUCAUGUAGAUCACAAUUAAUAUCUUUGUUUGUGUAUUGGCGAAGCCCUUUUGUUCGGAUGAAAAUGUACUGUACAAAUGUCAUUGUUGGUCCUUAAAUAUAUUUCCGUGUUUUUGUGCUCUCUUACGAGUUUAGAGGGAACAGUCAGGAAAACAAACAGGUCGAACGAAGAAAUAUCAGUAACCGGUCUGUUGAAGAGGUUAUUUCACGGGGAAUGGCUUGUUUUCAUGCAUUUGUUAAUCCAUGCAUGUAGUUUUUUCUACACAUAUUCGUGCUUUCGAAUAUCGUUCGUUUUGACCCGUGCUAGCAGCAGAGUAUGUUGCCGCUUUCUAUCAUUUGGUUAGGGUUUAUGGAGCACGUAGUCUAUCCGCUGCGGUGUUGUGUUUUUCAUGUCAGUGUUUAUCAAUUCUAACUCCAUAGAUAGACAAUUCUAACCAUAUAUAGACAUUGACCACAUUCCGCUUUAAAUUCGGUGCUAGAAAUUGAUCGCUAUGCAUACGAGGCGUUUGGUGAAGCGUUCAAUCCUGGGGAGCCGGGUGUAUGCGCCGAGUCCGACUGGGGACGGGGCUCCGUUGACAGGACUGGUACAGGCUGUCAAGCAGGAAAACAGAGACGUUUCAACCGGACCUCGGCGUAACGUCUACACGGUACUAAUGCAAGACGGAAGCCUGAAAGAAUUCUCCGAGGACGAGAUAGCCGUGGGCUUCAACCAAACGACGGCGAAAGGACCGCUCAAAUCCAGCUUGAAGCAGAGCUCCAGUAACGGCCGGGGGGACGGGACUCCACACCAGGGCCAGAACGGGGAGGCCAACUCCCUGAGCCCAGAUGCGGUGGAGGGGGAGCGGGCAGUGGAUGGCAGGAGGACAGGGCGCACUUUGGAGGGUCCUGAGAGGGACCACACCCGCUCUGUCUCCCUGCUGGACCAGAAACGUAAGGUGGUGUCAUCCAGCAUCGAUGUGCCCCAUGCCAGGAAGUCAGAUGAGGAAGUGGACAUGGACAAGGUGACAGCUGCCAUGGUUCUGACCAGCCUGUCCAGCAGUCCACUGGUCAGGAGCCCCCCAGUCAAAGUCAGCGAGGGUCUGAAUGGCUCGUGGAAGGAGAGUUGUGGGGGCUUCACCCCCUCCAGUUACAGCAGUAGUGGCUAUUGGAGCUGGAGCGGCCCUAGUGACCAGUCCAACCCGUCCACCCCCUCCCCACCGCUCUCUGCAGACAGCUUCAAGCCCUUCCGCAUGUCCAGCGUCAACGGCCCGCCCCCCGACGACGCCAUCGACGAACAGGAUGGCAGCAGCCUGCUCUUCGACGAGCCAAUCCCACGCAAGCGCAAGAACUCCAUGAAGGUGAUGUUUAAGUGUCUGUGGAAAAACUGUGGGAAGGUUCUGAGCACAGCUGCUGGGAUACAGAGACACAUCCGGACCGUUCACCUGGGGCGUAACUGUGACUCUGACUGCAGUGACGGAGAGGAGGAUUUCUACUACUCUGAGAUUAAACUCAACACAGACUCAGUCGCUGACGGUCUGAGCAGCCUGUCCCCCGUCUCCCCCUCCGUACUGUCCCCCGUCUCCCCCUCCGUACUGACCCCCGUCUCCCCCUCCGUACUGUCCCCCAUCUCUCCCCCCCAUGACCACCACAGACGACCCCCUGCAGAGGGCAGCAACGGGACCAAUGGGAACAAGGAUAAUCACAGCCACACCCACUCCAACAGCACGCCCCUCAGUCGCUCUGCCCCCAGCGCCCUCUACCUCAUCCACGCAGAGCACGCUUACCAGGCCACAGCUCCAGUCACCAUCCCCUUCUCUGGCUCUGCUGCCUCAGGCUCUGCUGCCUCAGGCUCUGCUGCCUCAGGCUCUGCUGCCUCAGGCUCUGCUGCCUCCACCUCCUUCACCCCCAGCAGCAGCUCGACCUUCAGUAUCUCCUGGCAGUCACCUCCUGUCACCUUCACUGGCACUGCUGCAUCUCCCACCCACAGUCGGACACAGAGCUUUGGGGAGCAGCGGUCUCAGACAAUAGCAGUCCUCUCCUCCCCUCCCAGAGCCACUGGCUCACUCAGCCGUAAGUCCCGUGGCGAGGGUAAGAAGUGUCGUAAAGUGUACGGAAUGGAGAACAGGGACAUGUGGUGCACUGCCUGCCGAUGGAAGAAAGCCUGCCAGAGAUUUACCGACUGAACCAACUGACCAACCGUGAGGGUUCCCCGUGGGAACCAGGGGUGUUGCUUUCUGUUCCCGUCCUACGCAUGAGUUGUCACACCCUUCUACAGUCCUGGUCCACUCCACCCCAACCAUAACCCGACCCCUCCUGACCCACCCCAGCAGGACCAAGGGGGUGGAGCCUCCUACUGUUCUGAGUAUAUCCCAACUCCAGCUCCCUCCCAAGACUUCCAACCGGGGAACAAAAAUAACCUCGGACCUAAUUGUCAGGUCAGCCAUGAAGGGACCAGAAAAGAGGCAAAUUUUGUUCCAGAACGUCUCAGUAUUUUUUAAAAUUGAGAAUGGGCUUUUUUUUGCUUUGAGAGAAGGUCAAAAUAAAAAGAGAACAGGGAAAAUCA